Molecule: messenger RNA, 4194 nt
Organism: Brassica napus (rape)
Lineage: Eukaryota; Viridiplantae; Streptophyta; Magnoliopsida; Brassicales; Brassicaceae
Exons: 7
Coding region: 1-4194 (1397 amino acids)
Molecular function (GO): catalytic activity; zinc ion binding; nucleic acid binding
Source: RefSeq, a predicted model, not a curated record
AUGGAGUUGGAAAUUGUCUCUGGCUCUGUUCCAAAUCCCAGAUCUGAAACUACUGUUGUUGGAUCUGUAACAGAUGCUCACUCCAACUCUACGGUGAAUCUUACUGUCUUGUCACCCAAGACUAGCUCUCCUUUGCAAACCAACAAAGCCAUCUCACCUACUCACACAUCUACUGCCAACCCGUCCAACCACCACCAUUCAAAUGCGACAGAUACAAAUCGUGUAUCUGCCACUUUACCUCCAAACCCUGUAACCGCUGAACCCAAACCCGCUGAACCCAAACCCGUCUCAGCAACUACUCAAUCUGGUACUCAACCCAAUGCCCAUUCCUUUCCCACUCUUGUUGAAAAAAUCCGAAGGUUUGAAGAUAAAUCCUUGAAACGACUAGCACCUGCUACCACCUCAGCUACAGAUAGACCAACGGUACUAAUCCCUGAUGAAGUCUUUCAGAAAGGAGCAGCAUUGCACAAGGACUUCAUUGUUUGUAUUUUCAAUGGUCGACCUCCGCCCUACAGUCAAAUCCAAAGUGUGUUAAACCACAUGUGGGGCAAAGGUACUAGACCGGAAAUACAUAACAACCCGGCCUCUCGCAGUCUCCUAGUUUGCAUCACUAGUGACUACUUGAAGAAAAAAAUAUUGGAAAAAGGCUACUGGUAUGUAGGAGAUUCGAUGUUCCAUACCGAGCAGUGGACAUCAACUCACUCAACUAAAGCUCCCUCUUUCAAGUCGAUCCAGAUAUGGGCUCACUUAACUGGCAUUCCACUGGAUGUUAGGCAUCAGGAUGGGCUCAGUUUGGUAGCAGGUCUUGUUGGUGAACCUAAGGAAACAGAUGAUUUCACAAAAAACCUUGUUAGUCUCUCCCUCUCACAUGCUAAGGUCGAAGUGGAUUUAACCAAGGCCUUACCUGACGUAGUUGAAUUCACUCGGCAAUCAGGGGAGGUUGUUGAAGUCACUGUCUCAUACCCUUGGCUUCCUCCAACCUGUUCUCAUUGCAAGGAGAUGGGUCAUAUAGCCAAAAACUGCCUCCUAAUCCCUUUACCACAAAAAAACCCUCCAAUCAUCCCACCUUCCAAAACUCCAUCCAAGACACCUACCUCCAAAACACCAGCCAAAAUUCCCUCAAAAACACCAUCUGUUCUUUAUUAUCGCCCAAAAACCAUCCCAAUAAAAGUUACUGGAGAUGCAAUUGAAGUGAAUUCUCCUGGCUUUACUCCCUUGGCUCCUAUUGCAGACCUACCCUCUCCUUCUCUAAUCGCUCCUCCAUCUACGUUACCCUCUACCUCUUCCUCCCCUGCUGAACCAGACCCAUUUGCAACUAACCAUGCCUCCGACGAGGAUGGUAGAAUAGUCGUUAUUUGGAAAGAUGAUGUCCGUGUCAGGAUACUGCAUCAAUCAAGGCAAACUCUAACCUGUGAAGUCACGCUCCCAACAACCCAUCCCUUCAACUACACGGCAGUUUAUGCCUCAAACUUAAGAACAGAGGGGAUUCAUCUGUGGGUGGAGCUUCUGGACAUUUGGCAAUCUCACCAGCUACACCUGCAGCCUUGGAUCCUUGGAGGUGACUUCAAUGAGAUUCUUAACCCUUUUGAACACUCCCUCUCAGAAUUGGAAGUCUUUGAUCUUCGCUUCCAAGGACCGCUGUACUCUUGGAGUAACCACUGCCCCGAGAGCCCAAUAGCCAAAAAACUAGACCGUCUGCUUGUAAACUCCAACGUCAUCUCUGCCUUCCCCAACUGUUCUGCGACAUUCCACCCUCCUCUCUUUUCUGAUCAUAGCCCUUGUGUUCUAGACCUAGCUCACCCCCUCCCCCUUGGUGGUACCAAACCCUUCCGUUUCUUCAAUUACCUCACCCACCACCCCUCUUAUCACCAACUGGUAAAUGAGACAUGGAAUCUUGCCGGAAGUUUGGCACUAAAUCUCACUAAACUGAGCUGGAAGCAAAAGAGUGUAAAGGGAGUGUUAAAACAACUGAAUAGAGAAAAUUACUUUAAUAUUCAAGUGAGAGUUUUAGAAGCUAGCAGUUUGUUACAGUCCGUGCAGGUGCAAGCUCUCAACGAUCCUUCCACUACUACCUUUGAAGAAGAACGAAGAGUGCAUGAGAACUGGGUGUUCUUGAGGGACAUUGAAGAGAGUUACUCCAGGCAGAAAUCGAGGAUCAACUGGCUGUUAGAAGGGGAUCAGAAUACUGCCUAUUUCUUCAGAAUUUUCCAGACUCGGUGCAGCUACAACUCCAUUCGUUCGUUUGUUCUGACGUCAGGAGUUAUCCUCUCGGACCCACACCUGAUGAGCCUUCACGCUAUAUCGUAUUUUCGCAACAUCCUAGGUCCUGAUGUUCUGGUUGAGCCGCGGCUCCACUCCUCUCCAGCUUGGUUUGGGUUGCUCAUAUCUUAUACUCCCCCUUCAGCACUGCUGCCUGCCCUUACUGCCUUGCCGACUUAUGAAGAGAUUACCUCCCUCAUGUUUAAGCUGAACCCAAAUAAGGCUCCUGGCCCCGAUGGUCUAACUUCAGCAUUCUACAAGUCUUCUUGGAGCUUCCUCGGUCAGGAAGUUGUAGAGGCGGUAUUGCAUUUCUUCCGUCACUCCUUCAUGCCGUCUUCCACCAACUCAUCUAUUCUGACCCUAGUCCCAAAAUUUCCUGGAGCAUCCCUUAUCUCUGAGUACCGACCAGUCAGCUGUCUUAAUACCUUGUACAAAGUAGUCGCAAGACUACUAGUCAGGCGUCUUAAGCUCAUCCUCCCUUCCCUGAUUGUUACAAACCAAACAACGUUCGUAAAAGAUAGACUGAUUGUGGAAAACACUACCUUGGCGGGGGAACUUGUGAAUGGAUACCAUAGGAGACAGGGACCGAAAAGAAUCACCAUUAAGGUGGAUAUAGCAAAGGCUUUUGACACAAUCUCCUGGGAGUUUCUCUUCAACUGCCUUCACGGAUUACACCUGCCUCCUCUCCUCAUUGACUGGCUGAAAGCAUGCGUGUGUUCCACAAACUUCACUGUAGGGUAUAAUGGGAUGGUUCAUGGAUACUUCAAAGGGAGCCGCGGACUGCGUCAAGGUGACCCACUUUCCCCGUAUUUGUUUGUUAUUGCAAUGAAUGUCCUCUCUGUCAUGCUCAACCGUGCAGCCUCAGAGCUAAAGGUCAAAUAUCACCAGAGAUGUUCCUCUUCAAGACUCACCCAUUUAUGUUUCGCUGAUGACCUUCUGAUCUUCAUUGACGGAUCUAUAGACUCUGUACAGAAUGUCCUCCAGGUGCUAAAGGAAUUUGAGCUUCGUUCUGGUCUUGCGGUUAGUGUACAAAAGAGCUCCUUCUUUGCGUCUGGCCUAUCUCACCAGGAAAUGGACACCAUCAAAGCUUCAACAGGCAUGCCGAAUGGGAUCCUACCUGUCCGUUAUCUUGGAGUCCCGUUGUGCACAAAGAAGCUCACACUAGCUAACUGCGAGAUCCUAAUACAGCAAGUAAAAGCUAAGUUUAACUCCUGGACGGUCAAGACACUCUCCUUUGUGGGACGGCUACUCUUAAUUAAAACGGUUAUUGCUGGGAUCACAAACUUUUGGUGUUCAAACUUUCUGCUUCUUAUGGCCUGUAUUGCGCGAAUCAACUCUCUAUGUGGCAUGUUCUUAUGGAAGGGAUCUAUUGAAGGGCAUCACAUUGCAAAAGUAUCAUGGGAAGUGGUUACUAGGAGCAAAGACGCUGGAGGACUAGGAAUCAAGGACUUAGGCGCUUGGAAUCGGGCUUGCUGUAUCAAGUUAAUUUGGAUGCUGUUCUUUCAAGGUGGGUCAGUGUGGGUGGCUUGGUUCACUUCAGAGGUGCUUCAAGGUUCGCUAUCUAACUACUGGACUGCAAUGGAGCAACUUGUCGCUUCUGGACAGACCACUGGUCACCCUUUGGAUCAUUCCAAGACUACUUCUUACAAGACAGGGCUUCUAGACAGGGUGCAAACAUUCCUAACAACACUGGUGCUGCACGAAGGGAUGGAGGACGGCUAUGAGUGGAUUGUCAAUGGAGUGAGGUCUAAGAGAUACAAAACUGCACAGAUAUAUUGGGAGAUUAAAGGAGUAGAAGCACAGAAUCUGGUCGGAGAUUUCUCGGAGGUGCUCGACUACGCCCUCCCGAUCAUGGCAGGAUACGGUUGUGAUCUACCUAUUAUGGAGAGAGAGAAAUCAACGAUUGCACAAUCAGCGCUUCCUCUCAGAGAAUGA